AUGGGGAGUGAGACAUGGGAGGAGGAGUAUCACCGGGAGAAGAAACCCAGGCAGGAGGAGGAAAGUGUAGACCAAAAGCUGCAAAAGAUGAAAGAGCAGCUCUUGGCCGAGUUGGGAAUAAAGGAUCAGAAUCAAACUCUCUUACCCACCUCUUCAUCCUUCUCGAAGUGGGUACAGCAGGAGAUCGUUCCCAAGAAGUUUAUGAUGCCUCCUAUGGCAGCAUAUGACGGGGCUGGCAACCCGAGGGAGCACGUUCUCAACUAUAAAACUUUUAUGGAGUUGCAGACUUUGUCGGAUGCCUUGAUGUGCAAGGUAUUCCCUACAACUCUGACAGGACUAGCGCGGGCGUGGUUUAACAGCCUGGAGGCAGGGAGCAUUAGGAGUUUCGGGGAUCUGGCUAGCGCCUUCAUCAACCGGUUCAUAGCUGGAGUACCAGCAGAGAGAAAAACCAGUUACUUGGAGAUGGUCAAGCAGAGGAAGGAUGAAUCACUGAGGGAGUAUGUGGCCCCCGUCAUUCACAACUACCGGGUUAAGAAGAUCUUAGUGGAUGGAAGCAAGGUGAACUUGUUGCCUUACCGGGUUUUCCAGCAGAUGGGAAUCCCCGAGGAGCAGUUAGUCCGGGAUCAGGCACCAGUCAAGGGGAUCGGAGGAGUACCAGUGCCCGUGGAGGGGAAGGUGAAACUGGCUCUCACUUUAGGCGAAGCGCCAAGAACUCGCACUCAUUAUGCGGUGUUCUUAGAGGUAAAACUCCCACUAAGCUACAAUGCGAUAUUGGGAAGGCCUGCACUGUUUGAUUUCGAAGCCGUAACCAAUAUCAGAUAUCUGGCGAUGAAGUUCCCAUUAGAGGCAGGAGUGGGAGUAGUACGUGGAAGCCAAGAAGAAGCGAGAGCGAUGUACUUGGCCACAGUGGCAGAACCGAGCUUGGCAGGGGAGAAGUUAGACUCAGAAGUGCUAGAAGUCAGGGACGAAAAGAAAAAGGCCAGGACAGAGCCGGGUAGAUACCUUCCAGCUGACCUGGUGGUUCUAGAGUUGACAGAUUUUGAUGUCAUUCUAGGGAUGGACUGGUUAUCUACGUAUGAUGCUACCCUGAACUGUAGAGACAAAGUAGUCAGUGUUAGAGACCAGGGUGGGUCAGAAUGUGUCUUCAGAGGAGACAGGAGAGGGACACCUAGAGGUUUGAUAUCAGCCCUCCAGGCUCGUAGGAUGUUAAGGAAGGGGUGUCAGGGGUUCCUAGCUUAUGUGAGAGAGCUAGAUAGUCAGGUUAGGGAACCAUCCUCAGUACCAGUUGUUAGAGACUUCCCAGAUUUGUUUCCUGAAGAGCUUCCAGGACUGCCACCGGAUAGGGAAAUAGAGUUCGAGAUUGAGUUGAUGCCUAUCAAAAAUAAGUAUCCUUUACCUAGGAUCGAUGAUCUAUUCGACCAGCUGGCAGGAGCAGGUUGUUUUUCUAAGAUAGAUCUGAGAUCCGGAUACCACCAGUUGAAAAUCAGGGAAGGAGAUGUAUCCAAGACUGCUUUCAGAACCAGAUAUGGGCACUAUGAGUUCCUUGUGAUGCCGUUCGGGUUGACUAACGCCCCUGCAGCAUUCAUGGAUCUCAUGAACAGGGUUUUUAGGGAGUACUUGGAUCGUUUUGUGAUCGUCUUUAUUGAUGAUAUCUUGGUGUACUCCAGGAAUAUAGCUGCUCCUAUGACCAGACUGACCAGAAAGAAUCAGAAGUUUGUAUGGUCAGAGGAAUGUGAAGAGAGUUUUGCAGAGUUGAAAAGACGGUUAACUUCAGCACCAGUGUUAGCUCUGCCGAUCAGUGAUGAAGAUUUCACAGUGUUCUGUGAUGCAUCCCGAGUGGGAUUAGGUUGUGUGUUGAUGCAGAAUAACAGAGUGAUAGCUUAUGCUUCUAGACAGCUGAAGAAGCACGAGCUGAACUAUCCGACACACGAUCUUGAGAUGGCAGCUAGCCUGCAGCACAUCUUAAGUCAGAGAGAGUUAAACUUGAGGCAGAGACGGUGGGUCGAAUUGCUCAGUGAUUAUGAUUGUAAGAUCCAGUAUCAUCCGGGCAAGGCUAAUGUUGUCGCUGAUGCCUUAAGCCGAAAAUCACUUGGCAGUUUAUCCCACAUUGCAGUAGAGAGAAGACCGGUGGUGAAGGAUUUCGACAAGCUCAUGGAAGAAGGGUUACAGUUGCAGUUAUCUGGUACAGGUGCUUUGAUCGCACAGAUGAGAGUGACACCAGUGUUUCUAGAGCAAGUGGCUCUGAAACAGCACGAAGACCCUGAGUUAGUGAAGAUUGCCAGGACUGUUCAGUCUGGCGAUAGUGCAGAGUUCAGAUUUGAUGGUGAGGGGAUUCUUCGGGUGAAGCUAGAGCACCAGAAGCCGGCUGGAAUGCUUAACCCACUGCCGAUUCCAGAAUGGAAAUGGGAGAACAUAGCGAUGGAUUUUGUAGUGGGGUUACCGGCGACGUCUAACAGAUUAGACUCCAUCUGGGUGAUUGUGGAUAGACUCACUAAAUCUGCUCACUUCAUUCCAGUCAGGAGUAACUACUCUGUGGACAAGUUGGCGCAGGUGUAUGUAGACGCGAUAGUAAGGUUGCAUGGAGUUCCAGUGUCGAUCGUAUCAGAUCGAGGACCUCAGUUCACCUUUAGGUUUUGGCAGAGUCUGCAAAAUGAAAUGGGCACAAGGUUGGAUUUCAGCACUGCUUUCCAUCCACAGACAGACGGUCAGUCAGAGAGAACCAUCCAGACCAUUGAAGAUAUGCUGAGAAUGUGUGUGUUAGACUUUGGCGGUUCUUGGAGGCAGCAUCUACCUCUGGUGGAGUUUGCCUACAACAACAGCCAUCAUGCUAGCAUAGGGAUGGCUCCUUAUGAAGCUCUGUAUGGGAGGAAGUGCCGAACACCUGUUUGCUGGGAAGAGGUAGGAGAGAAAACUCUUGCAGGGCCAGAGUUAGUUGAGAUAACCAGCAAGUUAGUGCCUAUCAUCAGAGAGCGGAUCAGAACAGCUGUAAGCAGACAGAAAAGCUAUGCAGACAUCCGUAGGAAGCAGAUAGAGUUCCAGGAGGGGGAUAUGGUAUUGCUUAAGGUAUCUCCGAUGAAGGGAGUGGUUCGGUUUGGAAAGAAGGGUAAACUGGCCCCACGGUACAUUGGUCCCUUUGAGAUCUUGCAGAAGAUCGGGCCUGUGUCGUAUAAGCUAGAUUUACCGGCUUCUAUGGAACGAAUUCACCCGGUAUUCCAUGUUUCUAUGUUGCGGAAGUUUGUGUCAGAUCCAGAGAAGGUUCUUAGUGAACCUGAGGUGGAAAUCUUAAGUGAUCUCACCUAUGUAGAGCAGCCCGUACGGAUCCUUGACACCCAGAUCAGAAAGCUGAGAAACAAGGAGAUACCAAUGGUGAAAGUUCUGUGGAACCACCACAACCUAGAAGAGUGCACUUGGGAGACUCGGGAGUCCAUGCUCCAGCAA
Messenger RNA from Manihot esculenta (cassava), 3438 nucleotides. RefSeq lists its product as uncharacterized. Gene Ontology annotation, molecular function: nucleic acid binding. The record is from RefSeq and is a predicted model, not a curated record. The transcript is spliced from 7 exons. NCBI's taxonomy places the organism in Eukaryota, Viridiplantae, Streptophyta, Magnoliopsida, Malpighiales, Euphorbiaceae. Gene Ontology annotation, biological process: DNA integration. The annotation marks the transcript as partial.